AUGGCGACCAUUCCCGAGAAGCACCAGCUCCCUGAGCUCCCCGUCUUCCCCGGCUCGGACUACGAGCGCGAGCCGAUUCAGCGCUUCCGUGCUGCUGCCGCCGUCCAGAUCGGCGAGGCCUGGGGAGAGGACCCGGCCAAGCUGUUCGCCGGCGUCGACACCGGCAAGCGUGGAUACGACCUCGCCCUCGCCAUUCCCCGGUUUAAGAAGGGCAAGCCCGACGAGUGGGGCAAGAAGGUCGUCGAGGCCUUCAAGCCCGGACCUUACCUCGCCUCGGUGCAGCACGAGGGCGCGUUCCUGACGUUUGAGAUGAACAAGCAGAACUUUGCUUUCGCCAUGCUGAACACGAUCAACGAGAUGGGCAAGCGCGCGGACGCGCACCCCGAGUCCAAGACGGAGGCGUACGGUACCUCGACGGCUGAGAAGGGCAAGAAGUUCGUUUGCGACUUCUCCUCGCCCAACAUCGCCAAGCCGUUCCACGCCGGCCACCUGCGUUCGACUAUUAUCGGCGCCGUCAUCUGUAACCUCCACGAGGCCAUGGGAUGGGACGUUGUCCGUCUCAACUACCUUGGUGACUGGGGAACGCAGUACGGUCUCCUGUCGAUCGGUUUCGACCGCUACGGAGAUGAGGAGAAGCUCGCCGCCGACCCAAUCCGCCACCUGUUCGAGGUCUACGUCAAGGUCAACCAGGACAACGACGCCGACAAGGCCAAGUUCAACGCUGGCGAGAUCACGGACCCCGAGUCGACGACGCACGCGCAGGCCAAGAAGGUGUUCAAGGCCAUGGAGGACGGUGACCCCAAGGCUCUGGCUCAGUGGAGCCGCUUCCGUGACCUCUCGAUCAAGAAGCUCAAGGAGACCUACAAGGACCUGAACGUCGAGUUUGACAACUUCUGGGGAGAGUCCAAGGUUAAGCCCGAGAGCAUGCAGCGCGCGAUCGACAUCUGUCAGGAGAAGGGCCUCACGUGCGAGGACCGGGGGGCGCUCCUUGUCGACCUGAAGAAGUGGAAGAUGGACCGCGCCAUCAUCCGCAAGGCGGACGGCACGACGAUCUACCUCACCCGUGAUCUUGGUGGUGCCCACGACAAGUACGAGAUGUACAACUUCGACAAGCACACCAUUGUCACUGCUGCCGCUCAGCAGCUCCACUUCAAGCAGAUGAACAAGACGCUCGAGCUCAUGGGCGAGCCGACGGCGGGCAAGAUCAACCACGUUUCGUUCGGUACCGUUCACGGCAUGUCGACCCGUAAGGGUACCGUCGUCUUCCUCGACGACAUCCUGACUGAGGCCAAGGAGGUCAUGCACCAGACGAUGCGCUCCAACGAGGCCAAGUACGCGCAGAUCGAGGACCCGGAGGAGACCGCCCGCAUCAUCGGCUCCACCGCCGUCAAGAUCCAGGAUCUGACUGGCAAGCGUAUCAACGACUACACCUUCGACAUCAAGCGCUGCACGUCGUUUGAGGGCGACUUCGGACCCUUCAUCCAGUACUCGCACGUGCGUCUGUGCUCCGUCGAGCGCAAGAACCCCAACGUCGCUGUUCGCGAGUUUGCCUCGGACAUCGACGUCUCCGUCCUUGACCAGCCCAAGAUCCACGAGAUUCUCUACAACCUCGCCCUCUACCCCGACGUCGUCAAGAGCGCGUACAAGUUCGACGAGCCCUCCACCAUUGUCACCUGGUGCUUCAAGAUCUCCCAUCUUGUCGGCUCCGCUUGGGAGAACGUCAAGGUCUCCGGUGCUGAGCAGAAGGAGGCCGAGGCCCGUCUCUUCCUCUACACCCAGAUCCGCCGCGUCCUCAACCACGCCAUGCGCCUUCUCUCCCUCACCCCGAUCGAGCGUAUGUAA
This is a messenger RNA of Trichosporon asahii var. asahii CBS 2479, 1842 nucleotides long. RefSeq names its product arginine-tRNA ligase. Lineage: Eukaryota; Fungi; Basidiomycota; Tremellomycetes; Trichosporonales; Trichosporonaceae. The record is from RefSeq and is a predicted model, not a curated record. The transcript has a single exon. Bases 1 to 1842 code for a protein of 613 amino acids. Gene Ontology annotation, cellular component: mitochondrion; cytoplasm. Gene Ontology annotation, molecular function: arginine-tRNA ligase activity; ATP binding. Gene Ontology annotation, biological process: mitochondrial translation; arginyl-tRNA aminoacylation.